Pieris macdunnoughi is the source of this 2250-nucleotide messenger RNA. The record is from the annotation of a GenBank genome assembly. NCBI's taxonomy places the organism in Eukaryota, Metazoa, Arthropoda, Insecta, Lepidoptera, Pieridae.
AUGAAUGUUGGCUCCAAAGUGCAUCAACAUAAAGCUACAUCAUCGCUGACACACUCAUACAUCGACGGUACUCUGCUGGGUUACGGUGUGGUGGAGGAGAAUCAAUGCGACCAUUAUAUCGGUACUGGGGAAAAUAUGGAUUCAUCAGAAAGUCGAACUGUGCGACUAUGUAUAGUGGAAGGGCGUGGCGCAUACAAGCGAGGUGCAAAGUUCUGUCCCAUCUUGGAUGAAGAAUCGUCGGGCGUGGAGUGUGUUCUGGGAACUGAUAGGUUGGACUGUCUCCGUCGCAUCAGCAAAGGCACAGUGGACUUUGGCGCCUUCUCACCUGAAGAUCUUGUAGCUGCUCAGUGGGCUGAUGUUGAUGUACUGGUUACAAAUGAGCUGAGGCAUAGAGUUCAGGACUACGAGCGUACAGUGGUGGCGGUGAUAAAUCGUCGUCUGGUAGUGGAAGGUGCUUGGUCCCUGGGGUCAAUACUUCGGAACACCACAUUAUGUCACCCUGGUAACGGGGUCAAUGACCUCCGGCCACUGUCCGAUACUUUAGCCGGGUAUCUCGAAUCGCUAGUAAUCACGAGGUCAUGUGACCCGAAGCUGUCUCUUACCGAAAACAGAAUCAAAUCCGUGGCCGAAUUCUUCGGCAAGGCCUGUAAAGCUGGACCCUGGCUUCCGGAUCCUGUGAGAGAUGCCGAACUUAAGCAUAAAUACCCAUCGCUGUGUAGCGCUUGUGAAAAUUCAGCUUGCAACUCGCUCGACCGAUAUUGGGGGGCAAGUGGGGCAUUAUUGUGUCUAGUUGACGGCGCAGGAGACGUAAUGUGGGGGGAGUUGGGGGACGUCGUGGCAUACUUUGGGCUGAACUCGAACUCCAGUGCGUUUCCCUCAUCAUCAGAGUUCCUAUACUUGUGUCGUGAUGGGUCAUACCAGCCCUUGAAGGAUAAUAAUAGGCCGUGUGUAUGGCUGAAUCGACCAUGGCCGGUCAUCGUUGCUAAAAGAAAAGCCUCCGUUGCAGUGACUAAUCUAAUUACUUCUUUAACUGAUGGGGCAUUAUUCGACGGUCAUUGGCACGGGGCCCUUUCCGCGUUACUCGAAGUCCGCGAGGCUCCAACUCCCUUAUACCCGCCCAGGACUCCGUUGGACCAUUUGGCCGGAGCCCGGGGCUUUAGGGAGGCAUACAGCCAGAGUGGAUGCGACCCGCCAAGACACGUCACCCUGUGUACAACAUCACUAUUAGCGAAAAAUAAAUGCGAUUGGUUGAGCGAAGCGGGCGCUGUGUACGGAAUUACUCCGCCAUUGCAGUGUAUUUUGAGAGAAAAUGAGCAGGCGUGUUUGGCCGCUGUCGAAAAUCAGGAGUGUGACGUCACAGCCGUGGAUAGUGAUUGGAUGUUGAGUGCUACUAGAGAUUUCAAUCUAAAACCUAUUCUGUACGAAGUUACACCAAUCGUCGAAAAGAUGAACACCGUUGUGGCAUACGUCAAAAAGGGCGGCAAAAUCAACAAGAUGGCUGAUUUGCGCGGGAAACGAGCCUCGUUCCCGCGUUACGAUGGCUUCGCGUGGCAUUCUGUUAUUCAAUAUUUAAACAAAGAAAUCACUUGCAAUGAAAUAUUUAACUAUUUUGAUGAAGUUUGCGCGCCUGGAAUUGAAAAUUUUAAUUUUAGUAAAGAAAUAGUGGAAAAAUUUACUAAAUCGUGCUAUCAAAAUGACGACAAUGAAAAGGCAGCUCUGUUGUCUUUGGUUCAUGGAAAAAGUGAUGUAGCGUUUGUUAGUAUGGAGACCUUUAAUGAAUAUCAAGCUGAACUAAUUACUUUACAUGCGGAACAGCCAGACAUCAUACCACUGUGUCCUGAGGAAAACGCCAAAUAUUGCUACAUAAGUUGGGCAAACAUUGGCCAUUUAUAUGCAACGAAGAAUCUCACACAAAUGCGUAGACACGAGAUUACAAAUGUCUUCACUAAAUUAGAUCAACUCUUUGGCAAACAUCAACCUUUCCACAACCCAAUGUUUUCGAUAUAUGGCCCAUUUAACCAUCAACUAAACGUUUUGUUCCAUAACAAUACAAAAAUGUUGGCCACAGAAGAGAUAUUUAAAAUGCAUCCAUAUGACGCGAUGCCUUUAAAUUUUGAAAUUAGAAUAUUAAAUAAUACGAUUGAUAACUGUCAAAUUAGCGAUUCCACAUUUAGUAAGGCAUUUAUAACAGUACCUACAUUCCUAACAGUGAUAUUAAAUCUAGUCCUAUGUUUAAUGAUGUUAAAUUAA